AUGCUGGUGCUCAACUGCUCCAUGAAGCUGCAGAUGCUGGAGAAAAUGCUAAGGUUGAGUUUCCCUGAGUCCCUCAAGGUUUAUGGAGCUGUGAUGAACAUCAACAGAGGGAACCCCUUCAGGAAGGAAGUGGUGGUGGACUCAUGGCCAGACUUCAAAGCUCUUAUCACCCGGCCACAAAAGGAGAAUGAAAUGGAUGACCUUGACCAUUACACCAAUGCUCAUGCAGUUUUCUACAAGGAGCUACAAGCUUACCAGGAGCUACUGGAAAACACAAAUGCCAUCAACUGGGGACAAAUUUUUCAGAUACAAGGGCUUCAGGAUGGAAUAUGUGAAAUAUCCAGAACUGUGGCUUUAUCUAAGCAGGUAGAUGUGAAAACAUCCUCUUUCCAGAUGGUUAUCCAUUCAGACCCGGACAUGCUGCCAGACGUCAGACUUCAGAUGGACCCUAAAUUAACGCUGACUUACCUGGACAUCUCCCAUGCCAGCCUGCUCAGCAAAACCUGGUCACGAGGAGGCAACCCAAGGAGCCAGAAAUACCUUGCAAAUCUCAUUUGCAGCUUCCCCAGUGUCUGUGUCCUGGGUGACAAAGGGUAUCCCCUCUCCUGGAGCCUGACAGACCAGUUUGCCACCAUGAUUCAUGUUUAUACUCUUCCAGAGCAUCGGAGGAAGGGUUAUAGCAGGCUUGUGGCUACCACUUUAGCUAAGAAAUUACAUAGCCAUGGUUUUCCAGCACAGGGUAAUGUCCUGGAGACGAAUAUACCAUCAAUAACAUUGCUGAAAAGCAUGAAUGCCCAGUUUCUUCCCUGCCCAUUUUUCAGAGUGAUUCAUACGCCUUUUCGUUUUUUAGCUAAAUCUCACUUAUAGCCAGACCCCACAAACCUCUACAUUCAGAUCAACUUUUGUGCACUGCAGGAGCACUUUGGCGGAAUUUAAUAACUUAGGUGAGAUCAGAAAUCAUACCAGAGUUUCCUGCAUAAACCUAAAGUUGAAGGUAUUAAUGGCUCAUGACUUUUCUGCUCAGGGAAAACUGCCCAUGGCAAGUCCGAAAUACUUAGGAAUGAUUGUAUGUUUAAUGGUUUUGUUUUAAUUCAACCAAUUGUACUGCUUCUGACUGAAGAAUUAUUCCUUCUGUAUAACCAUUUUCUGGGAUAUCUACAGCAGAAUCCUUGGACAUCUCUAACCCCUUCUGUCUAUCGUGGUGUAAACCCUCAAGCCUCUCCUUUCCCUCACAUGGCCUAAAAGAGAUUAGUAUGUGAAAUUAAGAAGCUGAGAAACCUGCAAGGAACAAUCUGAAUUAAAGAAAAACUUUAUAAACAAGUCUUUUAAUAUUUAAUACAGGAACAAGUCUGUUUCCUUUCUACUGGGUUUGUCUUUAUGCUCAAGACAAAUCUGUCUAUGUAUCUUCCACUCAUGGUAGAGCUAAGCAUGCAAAGGCUGGAUAAAAAGUCUUGCAGAUUUUAACCUCAACACAUAGAUAUUUUAUCACAAGUCGGGAGGGCUUGCUAGAAGUCAUUUCCAUCAAUUCUUUAAAUAAAUAAUGUCAAAUGCUUUGCAAAUGCUCCUUCUGGGAGCAGAAGUAAGUCUCACUGUUUUCACAUCAGUCUAAAAUUCACUUAAAAUUUGCCAGACAGAAGCUGUGAGAUAUCUACGUUGUCUCUCAAUCGAGAAUGUCCAAGUGUAGAUGUGUAUUGGGAGCAACAAUGAGGAUUUCAGGCUGGUGAGGGGUCUGGAGGACAAACCUUAUGAAGAACGACUGAGGGAGCUGGGGUUGUUUAGCUUGGAGAAGAGGAGGCUGA
This is a messenger RNA of Chroicocephalus ridibundus (black-headed gull), 1799 nucleotides long. It is a transcript of the gene GLYATL3, whose product is annotated as glycine-N-acyltransferase like 3. Gene Ontology annotation, molecular function: glycine N-acyltransferase activity. The transcript has 5 exons. Bases 1 to 867 code for a protein of 288 amino acids. The record is from RefSeq and is a predicted model, not a curated record. Gene Ontology annotation, cellular component: mitochondrion. Lineage: Eukaryota; Metazoa; Chordata; Aves; Charadriiformes; Laridae.